GAAAACAUACCUUUAAAUAUUAUAUUCAAUUUCUGCCAAUGCAUCCUCCAAAGUGUUACACACUGGACCUUUAAGGUAGUAAGAUACAUGAUAAUGCUGGGAAAAAAAACAUCUAAUCACAUACGUUAAUUGUUUAUCUCAAAUCUCUUCUUGUGGAGUGUCUCUGAUUAUACACUAAUAAAAACAUACCAAUGAAUUCUAUAUUGCAUUGCUGCCAGUGCAUCCUCCUAAAUGUACCUUUAACUAUAAGAACUGAGUACUUCUUCCACCCACAAUAGCGCAUCAACAUCGUCUGUAAGUCAGAAUUCAGGGCUGCGGUUUCUUGUUACGCGCAUGCGCUCUCUGCAAUAAUGAGCCGCUUUGGGUUCUAUUUUAUUUUCCUCUUCUUGUUAUUUAAAAGCCCGAGUUUGAUCCUCCUCUUGUGUUUCGCCAUUUAUGUUUACAUUCACUACAGAACCAGAUAAAGGACAGACAAUGAGACCCUCCUCUCUGGUGUCUGGUGAUCUCUAAUAUUAUUAUAAAACGGUGGUUUUAUGUUCAUGAGUUCACACACGCGUCAUGAGAUCUGUCGUCCUUGUCUCUGCAGCUCUGUGUGGCGUCAGUCUGCAGUGAGGGACUGUGCUGUUCCCGUUUCGGAGGUCGUCCCCAAAAACCCACAAUCAAAAUAAGACGCACGAUAUGUUGAUAAGAGGCUGUUAUAAAUACACAGACACAGAGGAUGUCUGCAUGCAGCCGGCGUUGAACCAGCACAGGGACACAUUCAGCAAUAACAGCUGUUCUCCUCUGACGACACUUUUGCCACAGUUUGAACCGAUGGGUCUCUCACUGUCAGUCAGGUUGUAUAGCAGGGCAGAGGACAGCCCUCCCUCCUCUUCAUCAGCCUUCUCCCCGCUGGCUGUCCCGACCUCCUCUCGCCUAGCAGUCAUUCUCAACUCCUCCCCGGUUGCUCCAGGAGACGGACGCUCGCACUGGAGCUCGGUCCACCGCUCGCCACACUUCUUGCUGUCUGCCUGCAAACAGGAAGUGACACGUUCACCUGUUGAGCGGAGCAGCGAUGGCGUGAGGGCGGAGAUGGGGUUGAAGAGUGGGCUUCACGUGUGGGAGGUGCUGUGGAGCCCCAACCACAGGGGGAGCCACGCUGUCUUGGGCAUUUCCAGGCAGAACUGCCCUCUGCAGGCCUCGGGGUACAACGUGCUGAUGGGUGGAGACUCACAGUCCUGGGGCUGGGAGCUUAAAACCAAUCAGCUCUGGCACAGUGGACAGAGUCUGGGACUUUACCCAGGAAAGAAGAGGAGGUGUCACUCUGAGGCUGUGGAGGAUCUUAGCCCACAGUCUUCCACAAAGAUGGCACAGACACCUCUCCCCGUCCCCGAGCGCAUCCUGAUGGUCCUGGACGCCGACGCAGGGACUCUGGGAUUCAUUGUAGACGGCAGCUUCCUCGGUGUAGCUUUUAAAGACCUUCCUCGUGGAGUGGAGCUGUUCCCCGCAGUGAGCAGUGUGAGAGGUGGAGCCAGCAUACGACUACGAUACCUGAACGGUGCCACAUGUGACCCCCCUGCCCUGAUGGCUUUAUGUGGACUGUCAAUUCGUCAGUUUUUAGGGCAAGAGAGGCAGAAUCAAAUGGACAAACUGCCUCUACCCUCUCGUCUCCAGCGCUACCUGCUUUCUAGUCAAUAAUGUGCACUUACACAUAUACACACAAUAGGAAAGAUUUUGUACCAGAAAUUUAAAGAACAUUUCCUUUUUAUAUGAAAACUUAUGUACAAAUGUAUUUAUUAUUCAUCUUAUUUAUUGCAAAGUAAUAUAUACAUAGUUCACUCAGAAUAUUUAGAUCUGUAAACUAUUUCAAAACAUCGACAGUGAAGAGAGGACAUUUAGGGAUUUUGGUGGGACUAUCAGUGUCUUAAGCUCUGAAUGUUUCUUUCUUUGUGUAUAAAAUAAAUUACUCCAAUUUCAA
Molecule: messenger RNA, 1957 nt
Organism: Dicentrarchus labrax (European seabass)
Lineage: Eukaryota; Metazoa; Chordata; Actinopteri; Moronidae
Product: SPRY domain-containing SOCS box protein 1
Exons: 3
Coding region: 679-1677 (332 amino acids)
Biological process (GO): proteasome-mediated ubiquitin-dependent protein catabolic process
Cellular component (GO): SCF ubiquitin ligase complex
Molecular function (GO): protein binding
Source: RefSeq, a predicted model, not a curated record